AUGCGUUUGUUGAACAUUAAUGUGAGUUGUGUUCAAAUCGUGGAGAAAUUUGACAGAUUGGGACGAGAAAGAAACCCUGAGUGGAAGAUAAGUAAUUUUUUGCCUGUGUACACUGGAAGUUAUUCAGAGGGAAUGCCAAACUCUAGCGACACGGACAGACUAUUGAUAGCAAAAUGGAUAAACGUUCAGGAAGAGGGUUCUAUUAUUCCUGAUGUAAACGAAAACUCAAAGCAUGAUACCAUGAAUUUAUUCUAUACAACAGAAGACUGUCAUUUCGGAUAUAUUAAAAUCGUUAUAUCGAAGGGAAUCAAGCAUAUUUUUAGUGACGCUCAAAUUCGAAGGUACAAAAGAGUUUCAUAUUUAAGAAGCGAUACCUUUAUCCAUGAUAUGAAAACAUGGAUCGGUGCCCCGCCACUUUCGGAGCUCCAAGGACCUUCAAUCACAUACAGCGGGUACGAGGGUUUCUCUUACGAUGAUGUUUACGGUGUAAGGAUAUCUGGGUGGCCAUCUCUUGCGAAAGACACACUGGACAGGUGCAAUCAGAGAACAAAAAUUGUUUUACAGACCUCUGAUGUAUACGCAGUUCCAGUCGGAUAUACCCUCAGUAAAACAAAUGACAUAGAAUGGAGGUUAUCUUUUACAAUGGCAGAAAAAGUCUUAAUGAAAAAAUGGUCUAAAACUCAUUUAAAUUGCUAUUAUUUAUUGAAACAACUGAAAACGAUACAUCUUGCCGACCCUGAUUGUCUCAAAUCAUAUCAUAUUAAAACUGUGUUGUUCUGGAUGACAGAAGUCUUACCUAUAACAUACUGGUGUCGAGAAAACCUUCUCAAGUUAUUUGCCAAAUCGCUACAUAUCCUUCAAUGGUUCCUUUUUCAGCAUUGGUUACCAAAUUAUUUUAUUCCAGAGAAUAACAUGAUUGACCAUAAAUCAAGAGAGGAAUGCCAGAAUGUGUCUAUUAAGAUAUCCUCUUUGUUAACAGGCAAAAUGGAACUCGUUAUUGCAGAACUUUUAUGUGAAGAUCGGAUCGAGGAAAUUUACGAAUUUGUAGGCUUAAAAAGAAGUGUUUUACCACCCCGUACUACUAAAAUUUGUAUACUAAUUGAGAAAUAUAUUCAGACUUUAUAUGCUGAAAUCUCAGGAAAUUUGUUAGAUGAAGCAGACAAAUUAAGUUCUUUGACUAUGUGUACUAUAGAGAAUUUGUGUCAGUGUAAGGCAAUGGAGGAAAUCAUUCAAGACCUGCAAAAUUUCUUAACAAAGGAGGUUUCGGGGUCAUUUUCAGUAAUCCUACGUCGACAAGUUGCAGAUUUUUAUCACUCCCAGAAAACAAGGCAGUCUUACGAAAAGGCAGAGAAACUGUACAAAGAUUGCCUCUCUCUUAGAUAUCCCAGUGGAUUUGAUGACAAUUUUAUUUCUGGGGUAGCCCACCUUGCGUUUUUCUAUUACCUGAAUGGCAACUUUAUUGCUGCGCUGGACUCGAUAGAACCAACUCUGGAAACCAUCAAACAAAGCGUCAAAUCAGAGACGACAUGUGGCUUCCUUCAUACUGCCAUACCCUUUAAUGUGUGGAGUGAUAGAAUUUUGCAUGACAUCUUGCAAUCUCUGUCUUUCUUUUAUCCAUUGUACAUGAAUGUGAUUUCACUAAUUCUUUAUGUCGCAAUAAGAUCUCUCCUCGUCUUGUUUGAGCCACAAUCCAAAGAAAGGGAACUUUUACAGUUGACUGAAUUGUUUGUCCAAUGUGGACUUCAGAAUUUAAACCCCUGUUUAUUGGAUACCUACAACUACCUGAUAUGUGAAAUCAGGAAACUUUUGCACUCUUGUUCCAUCCCUACACAUACUUUAUCACCUUACACGAUGCCCCAGAUUGCUACAAGAACAGAGAGGCUGAAAAAUUACCACAACUGGAAUGAAAAUGGACCAAAAUAA
Saccostrea echinata is the source of this 1923-nucleotide messenger RNA. RefSeq lists its product as uncharacterized. The transcript has a single exon. The record is from RefSeq and is a predicted model, not a curated record. Lineage: Eukaryota; Metazoa; Mollusca; Bivalvia; Ostreida; Ostreidae. Bases 1 to 1923 code for a protein of 640 amino acids.